Achroia grisella is the source of this 1352-nucleotide messenger RNA. It is a transcript of the gene Ada2a, whose product is annotated as transcriptional adapter 2A. The transcript has a single exon. Lineage: Eukaryota; Metazoa; Arthropoda; Insecta; Lepidoptera; Pyralidae. Gene Ontology annotation, biological process: regulation of transcription by RNA polymerase II; chromatin remodeling. Gene Ontology annotation, cellular component: SAGA-type complex; nucleus. Gene Ontology annotation, molecular function: protein binding; transcription coactivator activity; chromatin binding. The coding region runs from base 21 to 1298 and encodes 425 amino acids. The record is from RefSeq and is a predicted model, not a curated record.
UCCUCGACCUGUGAACAAUUAUGUCCGGUGAUUUGUUGCAAACAAAAUGCGAUGUGUGCACUGAGACCGCACAUGAACCGUAUAUAGAGUGUGGCGAAUGCGAAACAAAUUUAUGUACUAAAUGCUUUGCGUCCGGCAAAGAGGUUGGAUCGCACAAAAAUGAUCACAAGUAUGCAGUACGUAAGAAUGAUAUUCCUUUGUUCGACAAUUGCAACUGGUCAGCAAAGGAGGAGUGCAAACUGCUGUCGGCACUAUCAACAUACGGAUAUGGUAACUGGGAGGACAUAUCCAAAAGUGUGCACACACGAUCGAAGCUAGAAUGUCAGGAGCAUUAUAAAAAGUAUUAUAUUGAAAAUGUUCAGUAUGAAGAGUUAAAACUUCUACCCGAGACAAAGCAGUCCUUAUUUCCUAAACCUUUAAUACCAUAUUUGUACAGCUCAGAUGUAAGUACGAACCCUCCUAGAAAUAACCAAUCAGAUCCACAUUUGGCUGGCUACAAUGCUUAUAGGUCUGAAUUUGAAUUGAGUUACGAUAACUAUGCUGAAAGCUUGUUCAAUAUUGAAGAUGAGUACUCUGAGGAUGAUGACAAUCUAAUGGAUGCACUCAAAAUAGCAUUGGCUAACGCUUUAAAUACAAGACUUAGAGAACGCCAAAGAAGAUAUAAAAUAAUACAAAAUCAUGGACUUAUAAAACCAAAUAAAUUAAUUUCAUGGUUACAAAAAUAUAAUCCAACACUGACUAGAUACAAAUGUGAGAGACUCACGUCAUUCAUGCAGUUCAUGACUGGAAUGCAAUUUGAUGCCUUCAUGGAAUCAUUAAGUUUAGAAUCGGAAUUAAUGCAGAGAAUAACGAGGUUGGGCGAGUCGAGAAAGAUUGGGAUCAAAACACUGUAUAGUGCAAACCUUUACAAACAGUUGAAAGUCGAGAAUGAUUUGAUGGUGAAGGAACAGAAGUAUGUGACGACCAUCAUGACAAAGAAGUUUAAUAAACAGUCGCCAACGAAGAAUAAGAUAUUUGAAAAAGAUAGGAAAAUGAAGAGGCCAACGCUGCCGUUAGAAAUUAUAGACAUGCCUGGCUUCCAAGUGUUAACAGACUCUGAGAAGAUGUUGUGUUCAAAUCUUAGGCUUAUACCCAAAAAUUAUUUGGAGAUCAAAUACCAGCUUGUAGCGGAGAACGGCAAAAAGGGAUUCCUACGUCUUAUGGAUGCGAGAAAGAUAGUCAAGAUAGAUGUGAACAAAACGCGAAAGAUAUAUGAUUAUCUAGUUACUGAAGGCUAUAUUAUUAGCCAAAUAAAAUAAAUAUUUCCACUACAUAAAACUUUGUAUUAAUUAAUUAAUCAUGUUAAUAUUAAA